Messenger RNA from Anolis carolinensis (green anole), 2642 nucleotides. RefSeq names its product homeobox protein cut-like 1. Gene Ontology annotation, cellular component: nucleus. NCBI's taxonomy places the organism in Eukaryota, Metazoa, Chordata, Lepidosauria, Squamata, Anolidae. Gene Ontology annotation, biological process: neuron differentiation; regulation of transcription by RNA polymerase II. Gene Ontology annotation, molecular function: RNA polymerase II transcription regulatory region sequence-specific DNA binding; DNA-binding transcription factor activity, RNA polymerase II-specific; zinc ion binding. The transcript has a single exon. The record is from RefSeq and is a predicted model, not a curated record. Bases 402 to 974 code for a protein of 190 amino acids.
UGUUUCUCUACUGUUCUGCAUUGUACUGUGAAAAACAUUUUAGUGUGCUGACCUAAAGCAGACUUUUGAUGCUUUCUCUGGAGUGCUGUCCUUAGCUUGGAAACAGAAAUGUUUUUGGUUUCUCCAUUCACUCAGAUUUUAAAAAGUUUUUAAAGUGUUAUGAAAUUAUGAUCACUCUGAUUUAUGGGCCAUUUGAUAUUUUAUUUUUGCAAUAUUUUUUGGACUUGCAAAUAGUCCCGAAACCAGGUUUAGGGUCAGGCGAUAAAUACCGUAUUUUUCGCUUUAUAAGACGCACUUUUCCCCCCCAAAAUAGAGGGAAAAAGUCAGUGCGUCUUAUAAACGCAAUAUGACCUCACGUGGGCGGCCCCUACGUCACGGCCCUCUGAAAGCAGGCUGCGCGAAUGAGUCGGAGCCGGCCGCGACACAAAAGCUGGGACGAUGGGUCCAGCAUGAAAGGCGCGCCGGGCGGCCCGAAAGAGCGGCCCGGAGGAGGAGAAGGACGAGGCAGGAGGGCCAGAGGAGCCCGAGGAGGAGGAGGAGGAGGAGGCGGCGCCGUGCCCGCCGUCGGGCCCGCCCGGAGCCUGCUCUCCCAGGCGGCGGUGAGGAGGAGGAGAAGGACGAGGCAGGAGGGCCAGAGGAGCCCGAGAAGGAGGAGGAGGAGGAGGCGGCGCCGUGCCCGCCGUCGGGCCCGCCCGGAGCCUGCUCUCCCAGGCGGCGGCGGCGGCGAGGAGGAGGAGGAAGAGGCGGGCGCUCUCCGCGCGGCCAAGAUGAUGGUGCACUGCGCCGGCUGCGAGCAGCCCAUCCUUGACCGCUUCCUCCUCAACGUCCUCGACCGGGCCUGGCACAUCAAGUGCGUCCAGUGCUGCGAGUGCAAGUGCAACCUCACCGAGAAGUGCUUCUCCCGCGAAGGGAAGCUCUACUGCAAGAAUGACUUCUUCAGUGGAAGAAUGAAAAGACGGAUGAAACGGUUAUAAAAUCAUCUUUUAGUUCAAAUUAUUUUUCCCCAUUUUCCUCCUCUGAAAACUAGGUGCGUCUUAUCAGGUGCGUCUUAUAAAGCGAAAAAUACGGUAAAUAUUUUAAAGAAAUGCAUAGGAAAAAUGAAUAACACAGCUCUGUUUCCUGUGCUUAAUGGUCCACACCUUAGUUACAUCUAGAAUGGACUACUGCAAUGCACUCUACGUGGGGCUGCCUUUGAAGACAGUUCGGAAACUGCAGUUAGUGCAAAGGUCGGUGGCCAGAUUACUAACUGGAGCUGGUUAUAGGGAGCAUACCAUGCCCCUAUUAAAGCAGCUCCACUGGCUGCCGAUGAGUUUCCAAACACAAUUCAAAGUGCAGGUUAUUUCCUAUAAAGCGCUCUAUACACUUUGGGUCCAACCUAUCUUCGAGACCAUAUUGCUUUCUGUGAACCGGCAUGAGCACUAAGAUCUAUCGGGGAGGCCCUCCUCUCGGUCCCACCUCUAUCUCAAGUGCGGUUGGUGGGGGCGAGAGAGAGGACCCCACACCCAACUUUGUAAUACCUUCCUGACGCUAACCCCCACUCUCCAAGCCUUCCGUACACAAUUGAAGACAUGGUUUUUCGACAAGCCUUUGACCUCAUUUAGAUUCUUUUAAUGAAUACACGAGGACCUAUAGAUUAUUUACAAGAAUGAGAUUGAUUACUGUUGUUUUAUACCCGCAACUAUUGUUGCAUUUUACUGAUUUUAACCAGGAGUUUUGUGAAGUUGUGAUGUUUAUGUUGGUUGUUCAUUGUUUUAGGUUAUUGUGUUUGCACCUUUUGUAUUUUGUGUGUUUGAGUUCUUUGUGAGCCACCCCGAGUCCCUCUAGGACAGUGGUUCCCAAACUUAUUUGGCCUACCGCCCCCUUUCCAGAAAAAAAAAAAUGGAAAAGGGGCAUGUCUUAGAGGGCUGGGCGUGGCUCCUGCUCAAGUGGAUGGGGCUGAGCCUCUUCACUAGCCCAAGAUGCAGGGCUGCGCGGGGAGGUGGGUGGGGCCACAAAUGGGCGGCCAGGACUGGGAUGGGCGGAGUUACGAGCUCUGACGCAGGGCUGAGCUUCUAUCCCUGUCUUGUGGUGCCGGCCACGACACAGGAGGCGGGGCUAGAUGAGGGGGCGGGGCCCCUUCCCAAGUGCCUGACGGGGCUGAACCUCUAUACCCUGUCCCCAUGUUCUAACAAGCACCUCAGGGGAGGUAUACAGAGGCUCAGCCCUGUUUUGGGAAGAGGUCCUGCCCCCGCCCCUAGCCCCGCCCUUUAGUCCUAAAAGUCCUCUCAGGAGAGGUAUAGAGGCUCAGUCCUGUCUCGGGCUUUUGGAAGGGGGCUCCGCCCCCUUCCCUAGCUCCGCCCUCUGUGUCCCAACAAGCGCCUCAGGAGAGAUAGAUUCUCAGCCCUGUCUCGGGCUCUUGGAAAGAAGCCACGCCCACUCCUCUAGCUCUGCUCCCUGUGUCCUAACAGGUACCUCAAGUGCUUAACCCUGUCUCCGGCACUUGGGAAGAGGCCCCGCCCCUCCCCUAAUAGGUGCCAUCACCGCCCCCCCUGGAUCACUGCAGUGCCCACCAGGGAGCGGUAGCACCCACUUUGGGAAUCACUACUUUAGGAGAUGGUGACGGGAUAUAAAUAAAGUUUAUUUAUUUUAUUUAUUUAUUUUAC